Messenger RNA from Daphnia pulex (common water flea), 1756 nucleotides. RefSeq lists its product as uncharacterized. The transcript has 4 exons. Bases 147 to 1511 code for a protein of 454 amino acids. NCBI's taxonomy places the organism in Eukaryota, Metazoa, Arthropoda, Branchiopoda, Diplostraca, Daphniidae. The record is from RefSeq and is a predicted model, not a curated record.
ACUAGUCUUGUUCCAUUCCACAAUCGGAAGCGGUCGUGAGCGUGAUGCUCAUACCGGACGGCAGUCUCAGUGAAAGUUGAUUAUCAAAAAGUAUAUAGACUUUGCGUUAAAUUGUCUGACAUUAUUCUUUGUUCGCAUAUCGCCAGAUGAAGUCCUUUUUGUGGUUUGCGUCGGUAGUGCUGGUGCUGGCAGCGAUGACUGGGUUCGUCUUUUUGACGGAUGCAGAUCUCUUUGAUCUUUUCAACGGCUCCAGUCAUCACCAGCGGAGUAGGUGGAAGAGAAGUCGACUCUAUCCUCAAUACGUUCUCCCUCCCGAUCAAGAUAGGCAGCGGUUUUACCAAGAAGAAGAAGAAGAUCGACACAAUCAUGGGACAAAUGAUCAACAUCAUCACCCACAGAUUAGCGACGAUGACAAUUCUCUCCAGUCCCGCAUUCCAACAACCGACAAAUUCGAGGAAUUCUGGUCGAACGAAAACUAUGCGCAACUGAUGCCUCGGCCAACUCCUUUCCCGCCCAAUCAUUUCAUCAACCAGCCAUAUUUCGAAUCGAAACUGCCGCCAAAAACAGCAGCGAUUUCGAUGGCGAUUUACAACAAGAAGAAAUUCAACACCGAGAGGCCAAUCACAUCAGGAUCCAAUCACAAAGUGUUGAGAGAGGCGCAGUACCACAGCGAGCCCAUUACAACAACGACUAUGCGGACUCAAUUCGCUAAUAAUCUGAGCCCAGCAAUGACUGUAACUGCAGUUGCAGCCAUUAACACGGAGAAUUUCAACAACAUGGACGUGGCCCUCAAGGUAUCCGAGAGUAAAAGUAAGCCGAGCUUUACCAAAAUGUUUCAAAAGGCCAUCGGCCAGCGUCGCGGAGAGAAAAAGUCCAUCAAAGAAAAAUUCAACAAGAAGAAACUCAAACAAGAACUCCCGCGUGACUACCGGCACGGCGGUGGCGGAGGUUACGGUGGUGGCAGCACCACUUACCACCACCACCAACAGCCUCCGGUGUACUACAUCCCCAAUCACCACAAGGAGAAGGAUUUCAGCGGAUUGCUCAAACUCUUCCUGCUGGCCAUUUUGAUUCCACUGGGCAUUUGCAUCGCCCUGGCGGUGGCCGCCGCCUUCGCCACGGGAUUAUCGGCCUACAGCAGGUACUUGGUGACGUACGUCAACACGACCAAUUCGACGUAUUACUUCAUCAACGGCUUCGGCGGGUUCGCCAACCUGUUUGGACUCAGCGGGCUGAGCGGGUUGAGCGGAUUGAUCGGGUCCACAUCCGCCAGCACCGCAGCUGUGGCAGCCGUUCAACAACAGCAGCAACAGCAAACGAGUAGCAACAACAAUAACAACAACAAUGCCAACGCCAAUAAUAACAACAACGCCGUCGCGGUGAUUGUAGUCAAUGUAACCGGAAGGGCCAACAAAGACAACGACUUUUUCCGCAAACCGUUCAAAUUCAAAUCGACUCCGCUCGACCAGGAAGAAGAAGAACAAGAAGACCGCGUCAUUGAGAACUAUUAAAAAAUCUCUUAAACAAUUUGUCUGUUACCUCUUUGAUUAUUACGUAAACAAGGGGACACACCUUAUGGGGAGGGGGGCGUUGGGGCCUUUAAAUGAAAAAUCAAUUUGUUUGCUUGUAACUCGAUGCUUUUAAAUAAAAAACAAACGAUGUGAAAAUGUAUCCAAAACGUAAUUUCUUCGGCGCCCGGUAUUAAUAAUGUUGGGAACCUUUUGUUGUGUAAUACAAUGACGCUAUUUGUCCGUUA